CCUCGUAUGUGCUGAGCUGUAAUGUCAUAUGAAUGUAAUCUCAGCAGUGUGUCAGAGGCGAGGUGAUAGAGGAAUAUAUAUUAGCAAACAUCGCUGGUCAAACACGACUGACCAUUAGAAAGCAACACGGAAGAAACCAGAUAACUCAGCGAAUAGCGACAUCAAAAGGAACCAAGUUUUAACGAUUCCACCGCGUUUAGUUAUUUAUUUUUUUAUUUAUUACUUUGUAAUUUAGCAGUUAUGGGGCAAGAGAAAACGAAUCCCGGUGACAUGGACAGCAACCUUCGGCGUCUAAAACAUGAACUGUCAGGUGAGGGUCUCCAAGCUCAAAGGAAUUCUGUGAUCGGUGCUCUCCAGGAGCUCAAACUCUUGCAGGUCCAGACUGCACUGAAGGAGCUGGAGUUCUCCAGUAAAAUGAGCCAGGCCUCUUCACACACUCACACAAUGCUCGAUCAGAUAAACCACAGUUCAAUAAUAACCCACCUGAACCGAACACAGAACCCAGAAGAAAUUCUUUCACAAGAAUGUUCCAAGACUGAGCUUAUCAUGGAACCGUCUUUGUAUCUCACGAGUUCUCCAGCAGAGAACUGCCAUACUCCCAUGGUACAUGAACCCAGGAGGGUUUACCGAGGAAGUCUGAGCACUUCUUCCUCUUUUUCCUCUCAGGAACACACAAUCGACAACGAUUUCUCUACAUACGAUAUCGACGACUCCACUGAUUGGACAGCCUCAUUGAUGAACCACAGUAGAAACAGACAGCCAUUGGUACUGGGCGACAAUGUUUUUGCUGAUUUGGUCGGGAACUGGCUGGACCUGCCUGAUGUUGGAGGCCAGACAACAGGUAAGGAGCAGAAUGACUUCAUUCUUAAAGACACUCUUUCGGAGUCAUCAUCUAGCAGUCACUCUCAAGAUAUCUCCAGGAAACUCUCAAUAACAGCAAGCAUCUUCAAACGUGUCCUACGUCGCGUUCGGCCACAGCACCAGCGAGAAAGCAAAGCAACGGAUAUCUGUAAACAACCAAAGAUCUCAUGCAGAAAGUCAAAAUCAGAUGUCAGCAACCCGUUCUGGAUGAGAACGAGAGGAAUGAAGAUGAAAACCACACCCACCCAACAAGAGGGCUCAGAGGGCUUGAUAGACAGAGGAUGGGCGGAAAUUGUAGAGAAGCAUCCAUCUGUGUUUGAUUACAGCUCAGCUGUGUGGGUCUGAUAUAAUUCUACAUGGAAGAGACUGUUACACAUAUUAUUAGCAAUUGUUAGACAUAAUUAGUGGACUUUUUGCUAAAAAUUGUUGUAAAAGUGAACUUCGAGUCACGAUGCUGCCUUUAAAUGCACCUAGGAAAGUCAGCCAUUUGUUACUGUAACAUAUUCAAGUCAAAGGUAGUCUGAACAAUAUAUUUAUAUGCUGAACACCAAACCCAAAUAACUAGAUAUGAAUUGAAAAUGAUAACAAUAAAAACAUUUCUAUCUUCAUGGUAAUUAUGUAAACUUAAUGUAAAGCAAUGUAAAAGUUGAGAUAAACACCAUUCACAACAGACUUGCUUGCCACUUGCCGAUGUAUUGUCCUAAUAUUGUAUUGGAAAUAUUGUCCUUCACCCUCAAGUGAGAGGAGUAGCACAAACUACUGAUUCCAAAGAUAUGUUAGUCAAACAUUUCUGAAAUGCAUUUGUAUGUUUUUUGUUUGUUUUUGGUAAUGUAAGCAUGGCAGAGCAAAGAAAACUGUAUUAAUAGAGUCACAUUGUGCUGCCCACUGUGUUUUUGUGAGAUCCCUUGAGAACCUAAUGCUGUUUCUGCUGAUGUUUGUAUCUCUGUUUAGGUUAAGGCCUAACUGUCAGUCAUUCUAUGAAAAAGUCCUGAUUGGUGCUUUUUCACAAAUGUCUUACUCAUGUCUUAGCUUUGCAAGCAUAAACCUGCUUUGUAUUGAACAGAAAAACUAUGCAAUGAUCCUUAACUGCCAUGCAAAAAUGAAAAUGGCAUAUUCAAAUACCUGCGUUUUCUCAGCACCUUCAUGUUUUCUGUAAGAUAUAAAUAUAUGGCUGUUGGUCCUGCAAUAGUCUCUAUACCUGUUUUCAGAGCUAUUUAAUGAUGUGGGAUACUUUUUAUAAAAAAAAUAUAUAUAUUUGCUUUAGUCACGCCUCAUCAAUCUUUAUGAAUCUUUUUAUUUUAUUUUAUGCAGCAUGUAAUCUGGUGUGCACCAAGUAUGAAUCACCUAUAUUCAUACUUAGGAGGUUUGUAGAAAAAUGUAAGAUAAGUGGAAUUAUUUAUUUGGCUUUGUGUUAUAUCUGUAUCUACAGUACACAAAAUGAGCCACACUGA
Molecule: messenger RNA, 2312 nt
Organism: Carassius carassius (crucian carp)
Lineage: Eukaryota; Metazoa; Chordata; Actinopteri; Cypriniformes; Cyprinidae
Product: PAK4-inhibitor INKA2-like
Exons: 2
Coding region: 241-1206 (321 amino acids)
Cellular component (GO): nucleus
Molecular function (GO): protein serine/threonine kinase inhibitor activity; protein kinase binding
Source: RefSeq, a predicted model, not a curated record